This is a messenger RNA of Aedes albopictus (Asian tiger mosquito), 5265 nucleotides long. RefSeq names its product RNA-binding protein MEX3B. Lineage: Eukaryota; Metazoa; Arthropoda; Insecta; Diptera; Culicidae. The record is from RefSeq and is a predicted model, not a curated record. Gene Ontology annotation, molecular function: RNA binding. The transcript has 4 exons. Bases 3035 to 4528 code for a protein of 497 amino acids.
CAGCGACGGCCGAUGGUGUGGAUGGGUAGAUGGAUGGCAUGACAACCGCCACCAACCAAAACCAGCUAUCAACCGAGGUAAUCUCGAAGAUCGCUCCAUUCAACUCCAUGCCAUCAUCGCGGCUGCUUCUGCUUCGUCUGGUGUUGCAAACCGAUAUGGCUGCCAUCCCGGAGGGGGCGCGCGCACACCGACUGUUUCGGCUGAUUGCCUUCUUGUACCGGGGGCUUGGGAAGUAUGGUUAUAGGGCUCUGGGAGAACGGGUGGUAUGUGAACCACGCACAUGGGUAGUAGAACAACCCGAAAUUGAGUAGAGAGCGAAACGCGAUACGAGCAAGAGCAUGGAAAGAAGGUUGAAGAGUUGGUACCGAGCAUAUGUACGGGCACCAGCGCAGAUUCUUCGCCGGCACGGCACACACGGUAAGCUGCACUUCAUGCGCUUUGGUUAUUCUUGGCUGGUGUGGCGGACGGUGCGGAAGAAGGGCCCAUGCUAAGGGAAUCGCCGAACCGGCAAGCCAAGAGAGUGCGAGACAGACCGAAUCCAGUCGAACGAACCCCACCGACCGACGACGAAGACCGGCAGCACAGCACAUUUGCUAGUAGUUUGGUAGUCGGCAGUACCGCGAUAGUAGUGCAGCAAACGAUAUCCGCCCAAGGUAGACCUAGACAGAGACGUGAAGGACUGCUGAAGCUAGAGCAAGUUCCACACCCCCAUUUUCGAGAAGACUAGACUUCGGUCGGAACAAGUGCAGUCUGGGCGGCUCAGACUUGUAGAUAGAGGCAGUAUAGGUAGAUCUUUUGACAGUUCAAAGAGCCGGGCGACACGCGAGUUUCCGACGACCUCGCGCUGUAUCGGUGCGCUUUCAGAAGACAGGUCUAGCAGGAAGUGUGGUUGGGGGUCGUUUCCAGUGCUUAGUGCUUAGACUCAGAGAACAUUUCGUAGUAAAAUCGAUAGCGGUGAUUCGUUCCCACAUAUAAUCGUAAAAGGGUUUCGAAGAAGAAUUACGCCGGCAAUCGCACUACGCAGUACAAGUACGGACCGAACGACGAUACCAAUCGAGAAGAGUCUCCGUCUGUUGAAAGGGAAAAGACGGUUAGGUGGGCACGGGGGAACACCGCGAGGCCGAGUGAAGCGAACGCGACGCGAGGUACAGUUGGAGGAGGAAGAAGAUUUUCGCCGGGACUAGUCUGUGUAGUAUACAAACGGCCGAGAGCCGGCUGGAAACGAGAGCAAAAGUCCCGUCGUCGUCUCCCCCGAGUGACCGUGUUUUGCUUGUGGUUAACAAAAGAGGCGAAAGGGUUGGACGCCACCACAGACAGUGGAGAAGAAGGCCAAGACUAGGGAAAGGGUGGUCUACAUAAACCCAGGGGGUGGGAGAGGAUAGUGUGUAGUGUGUAAAAGCAGGCUACCGCAGACCCAGCCGGCCAGACUUUAUGUACAAUAAUCACGCUUCUCCACCGACGACGACGUUGUCGUCGUAGUCACGAGAAUCACAAGACAGAGAGAUUGAGAGAGAGAGGAUUCGCAAACGCAACCGUCGAGUAACAGAGCAGACAGAGGCAAGUGAGCGAGCAGCGGCUCAGACAAAGGAGACUGAAGCAAGAAGAUUGACAUCGCCGGCGCGGCGGAGAGGCAGCAAGGUGCGAGUGCGAGACGACGCACCAACUACCAUACCCACUACUCAUCGCAUCGCAUCAUGCAAUUAUCGGACAAGGUUUCAAAAGUCGCAGCAUUUCAUUGAACGUUUCUGAAACGUUAAUACCACAAAAGCAAUAAAGGACUCGGACGACGCGGUCUGCUCCAUUUUUUUAGCAAGGUGCACAGUAGAAGAAACACGGAUUUCGGCACACAAUUCAGAGCUGGAUCCCACGAAACAGUUGUAGGUUAUCGAAAAUAAAAUCAUCAUUAAUAUCUAAUCUAUAACAAAAGUUUGACUGGAAAACAUCGUAAAAACGUACUGGCAGUUGGAGGCAUCCCCGGAAUCAAAACGAACGAAUGCAAGAAGGAAUUUCAAAUUAGCAAAAUUUCAGACGUAGUUUUCUAAGCUCGUAAAUCAUAAAAAUCAACUGCAUUUUUGGACGUAAACCAUUCGAACACAUACUUUCAUCGUAAUUAGUAGAAAUUACUUUCUCGCAUAGAUUGUCAAUCGAGAGCGUAUGCGAUUUUUGUAACAAGUCUAAUCAAACAACAAUCUCUAGGCAAAUAUUUAACCCGAACUUAGUCAAAUUUAACUCGCAACCGCAAUUUCUUCGUAGAGGAAGCAAAAAGGUAGCAAAAUCAGCAACCACACAUUAUACUUCUAAAAGGUUAGACUUUUUUACACACUCACGGCAAGAGCCCCAAAGUAACACGCACAUACCAAUUAAUAAAACAAGGCAAAGAUCGGGCGCGAACCAAGAAGACCAGAAUAUACAGGAAUAAAAGCAAACCGAAUCAUCAUCGCAUCGCGGGCGCGCACGUUUAGAGAUCUUCCUUGAACUCUCCUCCGUGAGAACCAACCAAAUCGUCGACGACGACAACAACAAGUAGCAUCAGCGUGCAAAAGUGUAAACACAGAGGCAACAACAGGGAUUACCAACCAACGAGAAAACAGGAGAAGGAAACAGGAAAACAUCAACUACUACUAGAACCCCACGAACUUACUACCCCCCUUUACCCACACUAACCCUCGCCCAUCGCCAAUUGCCAUCGCCAUCGUUCAGCCCUUUCGUUGUUGGGUGCGGACGGAAUACCUUAGCUCUGUGAAAUUUCGGAGCCGGAAGAACUGGUGCGAGUGCGAGAAAAGUUUUCCCAUCGCAACGGAAACGUGUAAAUUCUAGUGAAAUAUCGUUAUAAUUGCAAUUAAGAAAAACAAAAGUUAUUCCACUCUAAUCGGACACCGAUCGGAUAAUCAAAAUUUGUUACAACACACCCACUGAUCCCCCGAACAACACGUACUACUAUAUUCAGCGGAAAGUACUGCUGAGACCCCACAAUUUCUCAGGGCCGAGGAAGAAGAAACAUCCAGUCAAAAUUCCACUCAUACUAGAAAACCCCAUGUCCUCAGCCAGUAUGGAUGAGUUCUCUCUAGCGUUCGAUGAUAACCGACAGAGUGCCACGACGGCAGCGGCUCUGCUUCCCCCGGGGACCACAACGCUGGCCCAGCUAUCGUCCCACUUCGAGGAUCUCCAGCUGAACAGCCCGGGUAGUGGAGGAGGUGGCGGCGGCGGCGGCCCGCUGAACCUGGCCAGCGUCACCGGCGCGGACAAUCACCAUUCCGGCGGAAACGCCGUCGACGAACUGAUCCAGCAAAACUCCAAAGUGUUCGACACGUUUGUGGCGAUGAUCAACGGACUGGCACCCAAGGUCGAGGAACGACCGGUCAAAUACAAGUCGCACACGGAGUGCGUUCCGGUGCCCUCUUCCGAGCAUGUGGCGGAAAUCGUCGGCCGGCAGGGCUGCAAGAUCAAAGCCCUGAGGGCCAAGACGAACACGUUUAUUAAGACACCGAUUCGAGGGGAAGAACCGAUUUUUGUGAUCACCGGAACCAAGGAGGACGUUACGAGGGCGAAGCAAGAGAUCCUAUCCGCAGCGGACCACUUCAGCACGUUGCGGUCGUCGAAGAAGCAGGCCAUGGCUCUGCUGGCCGAGAGUCGGAACAUGCUCGGGUACAGCACUCCGGACGAGAUCACGAUCCAGAUCCGGGUGCCCCAGAAGGUGGUCGGGUUGGUGGUAGGACCCAAGGGUGCGACCAUCAAGAACAUUCAGCUCAAGACCAAUACGUACAUCAUAACGCCCAAGCGGAACCAAGAGUCGGUAUUCGAGAUCACAGGACUGCCCACGAACGUGCACACGGCGCGGCAACUGAUCGAGGAACACAUCGCAACCCGGGCCGGAACAUCGGCCACCAGUUCCAGCGCAAGUUCCAGCAGUUCGAGCAGUUCCAGUUCGAGCAGUUCUAGUUCGAGCAGUUCGAGCAGUGGGGCCAGCACUGCCAACACUUCCCCCCAGAGCUCGAUGACCAACGGCCAUCACGAUCUGCUGCAGCAUGGCGUCGGCGGCGGAGUCAACGGCCUGCACGGUCUGCAUGGACUCCAAGGUCACCAGGACUUUGACACGAACCAGUUCAUCAUCGACAACCUGCUGGAGUACUUCAACAACAUGAGCACGGCGUACAACUCGCCGACGAACGGCGGCGGCGGCGGUGGCGGAGCGCCACCCACCCUGAACGGUCUGGUCAACGGUCAUCAUCAUCUAGCGGCGGCGGCCGCUGGCCUCGACGGCAAUGGCAGGGGACUGAACAACGGCGGAGGUCUCUGUGGAAAUGGCGGCAGCAACGGGCUGGUGGGCAGCGGCGGUGCCAACCUUGGCGUCGGCGUCGGUGGCAUCGAAAGCGUACCGGACUUUCGGAACAUCUGGGAGAACUUGAGCGAAAGUCAGGGCUCCGGUGCCGGGACGGACACGGACAACUCGUCGCUGAUCUGGACGCUGCCGUCGUCGUCGCGUAACUCGGUGUCCUACUCGCCGGACGAUUUCAUCUUCCAGCGAUAAGGUAACGGUGGAAGGAGCGGCGGCAGCAGUGCUGCCGGAGGUUAUUAUUAUUAAUUUUUAAAGCUAUUAUUGAUAUGUACGAUCGGAUUUAUUUUUUUAUACGCGCUAUUUCUGGUAUGUAGUGAACUUUUGCAAGUGUUUUUAUUUUUGAAUAUUUAGUUAUUUCUGCGAUUUAUUAUCUACUUUUAUAAAUGAUGUCUCUUCCGGGGUUCGAUUGAGGAAACGUUCCGGUUCAGAGGAAUGCGCAGUCAGAAGAGUAAGAAAAAGGAAGAGUAGGCCGACCGUGUGAAGUGAAAGUUAGGAGAUGGAAGAUAUAAUGUACAGAGAGGUUCUUAACAAUCGUAACUAAAGAUGCAACUAUUAUAUCGUUUAUGUAUGUUUUGAAGAGGAAAAUAGAGAAAAAAUAUGAAUGAACAACAACAAGGAAAAAUGGCAGCGUAGUUAUUCGAAAAUGCAUUUAGAUUGACGAUGAAAACGGGGAACUAUUGUGGCGCCACUAGGCGUCAACGGCGGGAAUGACAAGUUGAGCAGUGUUGCCAUGAAUGUUGGGUUGAAUUUUUGCUUAUUGCUUGUGAGCAAUAUCAGGCUUUUCGUUGAAGCUUCUCAGGGGUCCUCGAGGAAGCCUUUCACAGCUUUCCGAGGAAGCCUUUCAGAGCUUUCCGAAGAAGCCUUUCAGAGCUUUCCGAAGAAACUUUUCAGAGCUUCUCGAGGAAGCCUUUCAGAGCUUCUGGAGGAAG